Callithrix jacchus (white-tufted-ear marmoset) is the source of this 5896-nucleotide messenger RNA. RefSeq lists its product as uncharacterized. Gene Ontology annotation, molecular function: RNA polymerase II cis-regulatory region sequence-specific DNA binding; DNA-binding transcription factor activity, RNA polymerase II-specific. Lineage: Eukaryota; Metazoa; Chordata; Mammalia; Primates; Cebidae. Gene Ontology annotation, cellular component: transcription regulator complex; chromatin; PcG protein complex. Gene Ontology annotation, biological process: regulation of transcription by RNA polymerase II. The record is from RefSeq and is a predicted model, not a curated record.
AGUAAGGCCAAAAACUUCAACUUUAGGAGAGUAUGUGUGAAAAGCUGAAGCUCUCCAUUUGGCUAGCCUUGUGAGUCAAGAAAGAAAAUAAGAAGCACUAAAGACUAUUGUGUUAAGGUUAUAAUUCCAAAAGUGCUUGAGAUUAGGUUUUCUAUAUCAGAUUAGUGGUUCUCUUUGGGAGAAAUUUGGCAAUGGCUGGGGACAUUUUUUGUCAUACCAUUAGUGGGCAGCUGGGAUGCUACUGGCAUCUAGUGGGUAGAGGCCAGGGAUGCUGCUAAGCAUCAUGUUUGCGGAGGACACCCCCACCCACCCCGCCCUACAACAAAGAAUUAUCUGGCCCAAAAUCUUUAAUGCUGAGGUUUCAAGACUCAAUAUAUUUAAGGUAAAUAGGAGAAAGAGAUAUGAAGUACUGGCAAUAAGGAAAAUUAGCUCUGCCUAGCUUUAAGAGAAUCCUAAGUGUGUGCAUAUUUUGUGGUUUGUAAAACUAUACAAUGAAAAGAAGCCUUAGUGUUUGGUGUUCACAGCCACAUAUGUCAGAGUGUAGAUAAACCAUAAAACUAUUGCUGAUGUUUUCAACAUCAGAUCUGCCAUCAUGCCUAUGCCAAAUGUUUCAGCAUACAAGUGUUAUGGAAGUACAAAUCUAGUUUUAGUCUUCCACAACUUGGUUCAUUAUAGCAUCAAAGGCAAAACACUGGGGGCUAUCUUUAGCAGAGGGGCUGUAACAUCAAAGAUUUAGCCUUGAGAACAACAUGACCCUCAGUUCCUUGGACAGCCACUAGGCUGGAAUUACCAGCACUCCAAGGAAACCACAAACCAGAAUAUUGUCAGUUUGCCAAGUAAAACCAUUCCAGCUUUGCUUGUUUUUAACAUACUGUUUUAAUCCUAUUUUUGGAAGGCAAAUAUGUAGGAGGAAAUGUGAUUCCCUAGAUUAAAUCGUUAAAAAGCAGGCCUUUAGAAGCACUAGCUUCCAUCUGCAGUUCAAUGGGACUUUAUUCAGCAGGUUUAGAAAGGUUCAACUGGGUGCAGUGGCUCGUGCUUGUAAUUCCAACACUUUGGUAGGAUUGCUUAAGGCUAUUCAAGAGCAGCCUGAGCUACAGCAAGACUGUCUCUACAAAAAAGUUCAGAUUUUUUUUUUUUAAUUUAAUUGGGAGACGGAGUUUCGCUCUUGUUACCCAGGCUGGAGUGCAAUGGCGCGAUCUCGGCUCACCGCAACCUCCGCCUCCUGGUUUCAGGCAAUUCUCCCGCCUCAGCCUCCUGAGUAGCUGGGAUUACAGGCACGCGCCACCAUGCCCAGCUGAUCUUUUGUAUUUUUAGUAGAGACGGGGUUUCACCAUGUUGACCAGGAUGGUCUCCAUCUGUUGACUUCGUGAUCCACCCGCCUCGGCCUCCCAAAGUCCCAGCUACUCAAAAAGAUAUGGUGGGAGGAUCUGUUGAGCCUGCAAUGAGCUAUGAUUGUGCUACUGUACCCCAGUGCCACUAUGAUUAUGCCACUGGGCAACAGGUCUCAAAAUAAGAAAAGUUCAGCCCAUGUUAGAAAAUCCGUUUAAAUGUGUAAUACACUAAAGAAAUAACUGCUUGCUCUGUCGUAUUUAGUUAUUCAUAGUCUAGAACUCUAGGCUUAGUGUUGCAAUCCAUUAUUCUACAAAUGGAGGCUCAAAGAGGCCACUUGGUUAGGUUUCCUGGGGCUUUGCCCAUUUCUUCUCUCCCCUAGUUAUGCCUUCAGGUGUGAUCCUUGUAUAUUCUUAAUUCAUGCUCUGCCAUAAGGUGGAUUCAAACUUUGUGCCUCCACGUGUAAUGUUUCAUUUUAGGAAUUAUUUCUUUUAUCUGCUUUAUAUCCAAACCAUUAUAUUUACUGACCACGGUGUUUCGAGUUUGAUUCUUUCAUAAAUAACUGAAUAGCCACAGAGAUUUUGCAGUAUCGCGGUUAUGUUUUGAAAUUACUGCUUUUGGGUCUGGUGCUUUCGCUUUGAGAAAGCACACAAGAUAUAGUGUGUUGGCUUUCAGAUCACUAAUAAUUAAGACCAGAGUUGUGUGUCGGUUUAAGGAAUCCUGUACGGCCCAUACAAGAUAUUUCACCAGCUGCACUAACUUUAAAUUCCAAGAUUCACGGGUGGUCCUGCCCUGGGUAAAACUCAGGAAGUAAAAGCGACCUUCGGGAGAGGUGAGAUAAUAAGUCACAGCGGGCGACCCAGGUGGAGGUGGCAACCCCUCUCUGGCAACCUCGAGCACAGCCAGGCCCCGCCCAGCUAUUUCCGGGCCACGCCCCGGAAGUGCUGAGAGGGACUUCCGCCCCGCGGCGAGGCCUCGGAGCCGGUUGCUGCUCACUGGCGGAGAAACGCUGAAGUGUUCCGGGAAACUCUUCAAUUAGAGGAAAAGGUGCUUGACUGCAUCUUUAGAGGAGUUGGUUUCGCUGGUACCAAGGAUUCUGCUAAUGCGAAAACUCCACAGUCCGGCAUAUUGUAAGCUGGGUCCAGCAGCCCAGUUGACAAUGGCUGAGGCCAGUUCCCGAUCAUCCUGUCUGAGAAACACCAGGAGUUUUUAUUCUAUGUGGGUCAAGUUUAUCAAACUUUUCAUUAAUGACCUCUGGAUUUUGGCUCAUAAGGAAGAAGGCCUUCUACUCUGAGGUUAUAAAGGACUCACCUCAUGUAUUUCUCUGGAAUCGAGGCCAGAGGUGUGAACAAGGUGUCAACCAUAACGCGCAGAUUUUUCUAAGGAUGGACCUGCAGCAGAAGGUCCCUGGCAUAUAUAAUGGGAAUACUUUACAGACUCCUGGGUAUGAAAAAGUCUCUAAGGGGAAGGACCAGUUAGAAAGGCACGAGGGUAGGCGCAUGGAAGAAAGACGGUAUAAAUGCAGUGAAUGUGGAAAGAAGUUUGCCCAGAGCUCGGGGCUUGUUCGACAUCAGAGAAUCCACACUGGAGAGAAACCCUACGAGUGCGAUCACUGUGGAAAAGCCUUCAGCGUGCGCUCAACCCUCACUGUGCAUGAAAGAAUUCACACUGGUGAGAAGCCUUAUUCCUGUAAUGAGUGUAAGAAAGCCUUCAGUGUAAGGGCACACCUGAUUAUACAUCAGAGAAUCCACAAUGGAGAGAAACCCUAUGAAUGUAAUGAGUGUGGCAAAGCAUUUAGUGUGAGCUCAGACCUUAUUAAACAUCAGAGAAUCCAUACUGGUGAGAAGCCGUAUGAGUGUGACGAGUGUGGAAAAGCUUUCAGUGUGAGCUCAGCCCUCAUCAAGCAUCAGAGAAUCCACACAGGAGAAAAGCCGUAUGAGUGUAAGGAAUGUGGAAAGGCCUUCUAUGUGAACUCAGCACUUAUUAACCACCAGAGGAUUCACUCUGGAGAAAAGCCCUAUGAGUGUGGAGAGUGUGGAAAAGCAUUCAGCCAGAUCUCAACCCUUAUUCAUCACCAGAGAAUCCACACUGGAGAGAAACCCUAUGAGUGCGAAGAGUGUGGGAAAGCUUUCCGUGGGAGUUCUAAUCUUACAAAACACCAGAGAAUACAUGCCAAAGGGAAGUGUCAUCAGUGAUUUAUGUGGGAAGUAUAUUCCAGAGGGCUUUUGUUACAUCAGAAGACACCAUCGAAAGAAGAGUAUAGUAAAAGUUAAUGCCUUAAUUGACACUUCACCCUUGAAAUACUGAAGUGAGAAAUCACUGAAAAGCAGCUCCAUCAGCAUUGUGGCCCAGGCUCUGAAAUCACGUCUACUUCUGAGAAUGUAAUUUUACGACUCAUAAGAAUGGAGGUUUACAGACAGUCAUCUGGCUGGAGGACACCCUUUGGAAUCAGCACUGAAAUGAAUGCCAUAUCCCACUCCAAACCAGCACGACUAUAAAUACUAAGCAAUAGCGACUCCUGGCCCUAAACAAGGAGUCUGUUUCAAAGCAGAGUUUUCCAGAGGAAGUCCAGCACAGCGAUGGCCAGGGGACUAAUAGAGACAUUUAUCAGGGACCCGACACUGAACAAGUUCAUGGGCUUGUGAAGAGUUUACCCAAGUGAGGGCACAUCCCCUUGGAAAAAGCACAACAGACAUUGCUUGAAGCUGAGGAGAGCAUCACUGAUAAAGGGACCUGAGACACCUGGGAGAAUUUGCUCUGAGAGGGAAACCGUCCAUUCAGUUUGCACAUGAUGUUCAACUUCAGCAACUGUAAGAAAAGAAGCAGCUUCUCAAUGUAAAGUUAGUGGAAAAGUCAUUGUCAUGAAAAUAUCCCUCCCUAUUUAAAAAAGCCUUAACACACCAGCAGCCCUGACUUAAACACCAGCAUGUCCCAACUGGACUGUGUAUCCUCAACAUGGAAAGACCUUCAGUGUAAACCCGAGUCCCAUGAAACAAUGGAUAAGCCAUCCUGGAGAGGACUUGCAUGAGGGUAAAGACUGUGGCAGAAUCUUCAGAUACUGUAUCUUGUCAGACAUCAGAGAAGUCUCGUGGAUAUCUUCAGUGUGGAAGGCCUUCUGUGUGAGCUCAGUAUUACUGAACAUAAGUAAAUUCAUUUGGGACAAGAGUCUUAUCUAUAUUUGUGGGUGUAGCAAAGUCUCAAAGUGCUGUGACAGCCUUAUUAAACAUCAGAGAAUCUGUACUGGAGAAAAAUCCUAUAGGUCUGAAGAAGAUAAUAAAAGGUUCAUUGUGGUUCAGCUCUGGUCACCCACCGGAGAAUCGGCACCGGAGAGCAGCACCAUUAUGAAUGUAGUGUGUGAGGGAAGGCCUUUAUUUGGAAGGUAGCACUUUUCAAUCAUCAGAGCACCCAUGCUGGAGAGAAAAUUUAAAAAUGUAAAAGUGUAGGAAGGCCUUCACCAAAAGCUCAGUCUUAUGCAUCAGAAAAGCCAUACUGGAACAAAACUGUAUACGUAGGACCACCAUAGUGUUAGCUCAUUACCUAAAGGGCAUCAGGAUUCCCAUAUGGGGAAAAGCUCUUUGUAAAUUAUGUGACAAAACCUUCAGUCAAAGUUCAGAUCUUAUCCAGCAUCAGAGUCCUCACUAGAUAGAAGCCUUAUGACUUGGACAAAGGUAAGAAACAUUUUGAUAAACCCAUCCUUUACUAAGCAACAGAGGAUACACAACAAAAAUGAACCUCAAUAAUCAAAUAUGUGGUAGAAAGAUAGUAGAGGAAUUUUUCAACAUCACUUGUCAUGAUUAGAUAGGAGUGGUAACAAUGAAAAUUAAAAAAAAAAAAAAAAAAAAGACCAAAUGCAUAUAAUCACUUUAACUGGCAUUAUUUUAUGGAAUUAAAGACAAAUAUUAUUAGAAAAAGAUUGUCAUGUCACUUCAUGGGCAAAGUUGAGGAAUUAAACUUCUGUGACCAGUCUCUAUGGAUAUGUUUUUGAGACGGAGUUUCGCUCUUGUUGCCCAGGCUGGAGUGCAAUGGCGCGAUCUCGGCUCACCGCAACUUCCGCCUCCUGGGUUCAGGCAAUUCUCCUGCCUCAGCCUCCUGAGUAGCUGGGAUUACAGGCACGCACCACCAUGCGCAGCUAAUUUUUGUAUUUUUAGUAGAGACAGGGUUUCACCAUGUUGACCAGGAUGGUCUCGAUCUCUUGACCUUGUGAUCCACCCGCCUCGGCCUCCCAAAGCACUGGGAUUACAGGUGUGAGCCACACCAUGCCUGGCCCUCUAUGGAUAUUUAACUGUCUUUGAUAUUGUUAGCUUUUUAUUUUCUGUAGUAAAGAUAGAGAGUAAAGGUAAGUCUUUGUAACUAAUCACAUAACUGUAACCUAGAUAAUCCAAUCAUUAUUGACUAUAUUGUUGUUUGUUUGGAAGUCUUAAUGCUCAUUAAAAUUUCUCUAAUAAUGAUUUUGACAUUUAUUCCUGAGACCCAAUAAGUGUAUCACUUCUUCCAGACUUACUCCCUUUUAUUUUGUAUGAUGUUAGUCUCAGAAAUGAUGCAAAUAAAUGUGUGUUUUGGCAAAUCA